Molecule: messenger RNA, 3179 nt
Organism: Sesamum indicum (sesame)
Lineage: Eukaryota; Viridiplantae; Streptophyta; Magnoliopsida; Lamiales; Pedaliaceae
Gene: RAD54
Product: DNA repair/recombination protein
Biological process (GO): double-strand break repair via synthesis-dependent strand annealing; reciprocal meiotic recombination
Cellular component (GO): nucleus
Molecular function (GO): ATP binding; DNA translocase activity
Source: RefSeq, a predicted model, not a curated record
ACAGAAAUGAAACUUUACCGCCAAGUUUUUGUGAAUUUAAAAGGGGGGAGAGAGAGAGAGAGAGAGAGAGAAGCAGAGUCCGUGGAUGGAAGACGAAGACGAAUCUCUAUCGCCUUCCAGCGAUUCAAUGGAGUCGCAACCUGACACCGAUUCGUCCGAAUCCAUAUCCGAGUCAAACGGCUCUGGAGGCGAUAAUGACGAAGAAGAAAUGCCCCCUGCGCGUUCAGCUCCACCCAGGAACCACCAAAGGAAGUCGCGAAACGUGGAAGCUCUUGUAAGGGGAAACCUAGAAGUGAAGCGGCAACCACUAUUCCCUAGAGUAUAUUCCGUAGUUGAUGCCGAGAGCACAUUAAGGAAGCCCUUUAAACCUCCCUCUUCCAGUGGUUACUCUGAGAACAAGGAGCAGCUGGCACGUCGGCUAUGGGCUCGCAAGAGGUUUGUGCCAUGGGGCUCCACAAGACCUGCACUAGUCAACAUUACGAACAGGUUUAGUACUCCCAACAUAAUUGAGGAGAAUGAUGAUUCAGAGGAGAUCUUAUCACUGCCUCCAGGAAUCGAGCCUCUAGUGCUAUGGCAGCUGGAAGAAUCUGGGGAGAGAGACAGAGACUGUACGUCUAUAAUUGUGGACUCCUUGCUUGUGAAGUUUCUCAGGCCCCAUCAGAGAGAAGGGGUGCAAUUCAUGUUUGAUUGUGUUUCUGGUAUUCUUAGUGCUUCCAACAUCAAUGGUUGCAUCUUGGCUGAUGAUAUGGGUCUGGGGAAGACCUUGCAGUCAAUCACAUUGCUAUACACUCUUCUUCGUCAGGGGUUUGAUGGCAAACCAAUGGUUAAAAAAGCAAUAAUUGUGACUCCUACCAGUCUAGUGAGUAACUGGGAAGCUGAAAUCAAGAAAUGGGUUGGAGAAAGAGUGAAGCUUCUUGCUCUCUGUGAGAGUACUCGAGAAGAUGUUGUCUCUGGCAUUGAUAGUUUCACUAGUUCAUGUAGCCCUUUACAGUUACUGAUUGUUUCCUAUGAGACAUUUCGGAUGCAUUCGUCUAAAUUCAACCAAACUGGAUCCUGUGACCUGCUUAUAUGUGAUGAGGCGCAUAGACUAAAGAAUGAUCAAACAUUGACUAAUCGAGCAUUAGCUGCACUAUCUUGCAAACGCCGCAUUCUCUUGUCAGGGACUCCGAUGCAAAAUGAUCUCGAGGAGUUCUACGCCAUGGUUAAUUUCACAAACCCUGGAGUCUUGGGCGAUGCUACAUAUUUUCGCCGUUAUUAUGAGACACCAAUUAUUUGUGGUCGAGAACCUAUGGCUACUGAAGAAGAAAAGAGGCUUGGUUCAGAGCGAUCUGCAGAACUAAGUGGAAAAGUAAAUCAGUUUAUAUUGCGGAGGACUAAUGCACUGCUGUCUAAUCACUUACCACCAAAGAUAAUUCAAGUUGUAUGCUGCAAGUUGACGCCUCUCCAGUCUGAGCUGUACGACCAUUUUAUACAUUCAAAAAAUGUGAAACGGGCUAUUUCAGAAGAAGCAAAACAAUCAAAAAUCCUAGCCUACAUAACAGCUCUUAAGAAGCUCUGCAAUCACCCAAAGCUAAUUUACGACACAAUAAAAAGUGGGAGUCCAGGAACAUCAGGGUUUGAAGAUUGUUUGCGUUUCUUCCCACAAGAAAUGUUCUCUGGAAGAUCUGGAUCGUGGACUGGUGGUGAUGGGGUAUGGGUUGAACUAUCAGGAAAAAUGCAUGUCUUAGCCCGGUUACUUGCUCAACUCCGUCAGAGAACAGAUGACAGGAUCGUCCUAGUUUCCAAUUACACACAGACACUAGACCUUUUUGCUCAAUUAUGCCGUGAAAGAAGAUAUCCCUUCCUAAGACUUGAUGGGACUACAUCAAUCAGCAAAAGACAAAAAUUGGUUAAUCGUUUUAAUGAUCCAUCAAAGGAUGAGUUUGCAUUUCUCCUGAGUAGCAAAGCUGGAGGUUGUGGCCUCAAUUUAAUUGGUGGAAACCGAUUGGUUCUCUUUGAUCCUGAUUGGAAUCCAGCAAAUGAUAAACAAGCAGCAGCAAGGGUCUGGAGGGAUGGACAGAAGAAGAGAGUCUACAUCUAUAGAUUUUUGAGUACUGGAACUAUUGAGGAAAAGGUAUACCAGCGUCAGAUGUCAAAAGAAGGACUUCAAAAAGUUAUUCAGCAAGAGCAUGUAGAUUCAGAGAAGGGAAAUCUCCUUUCAACAGAAGAUCUGCGUGACUUGUUCACAUUUCAUGAUAGUGUGAGUUCUGAAAUCCAUGAGAAGAUGUGCUGCAGCCGUUGUAUAGGAGAUGAAAUUAUCUCUAACAGCAGUAUGGGAUCUAAUUACACAAAUGGAGGCUUCCAGCCUGAUGAAGAGGACAUAGGGGGAUUUGCAGCUAUUGCUGGGUGCUUAAACAAUUUAAAAAACCAUGAGAAACAGGUUGGAAAUCCAAAGGAAGAUGAUUUAGCUAACUGGGGGCAUCAUCACUUUCCAUCUUCUGUGCCUGAUUGCAUAUUUCAGGCUUCAGCUGGAGACGAGGUUUCAUUUGUUUUCACAAAUCAAGUAGGGGGGAAGCUUGUCCCCAUUGAAUCAACUGUGAGAUCAAAGACAGAGGAGGUGGAUGAUCAAGAAAAACAGACGAAUUUCAGAAAACCUCUCCCCCAACGAGCAGUAUUAUCAUAUAAACAUAGAAAAGUGUUGCCAUCAAUCUCUCUUAACAGAGAAUCUACUGGGAGCUCAUUCAAUUUUAAGCCUCUGCCACAGCCUAACUCAAAAUUAAUGAGAACGUUGGAAGGUAAAGCUCAUGUUAUGCUGUCUCCCAAAAUAUCCCCUGGCAAUAAAAUAAAUUCAAAUCAAUUGUCUCCUGCUUGCAUAAACGAUGAUGAUUUUCAGUAGAUUUUGGAUUGGUUAGCUUAUUUUUCCUCUUGUUUCACUAUUUUUUAGACAUAAGAACAGAUAUUAUGAAAUGUUUGACCCUCUUGCUUUUCAAUAAUCCCCGAUUUAUCAACAAAAUAGCUUGACCACUAUGAUUUACGAUAACAUAGUUGUCAAGUUCAGGCUUGAUAGAACAGUAUUUGAAAAGAUUCUUUCUAGUACCAGAACUUGUAUGUAAUAGUAUCUAUUGUAUAUCGUUUUACCAUGAUUGCAUGGUAAACUGCUGUAUUAAAGAAAGAAAAAGGAAUAGAAAUGAACAAUUUUC